Molecule: messenger RNA, 1569 nt
Organism: Symsagittifera roscoffensis
Lineage: Eukaryota; Metazoa; Xenacoelomorpha; Acoela; Convolutidae
Product: myb-like protein AA
Exons: 4
Coding region: 461-1159 (232 amino acids)
Source: RefSeq, a predicted model, not a curated record
CUUAUGUUGUUACUUCGUUUCAGAUUUGAAAGGGCCUCGAUUUAGUUGCUGAGAGCUUUGUGCGCUUUUAGCUGGUCAUUAUCGAGAGCUACAAGAGUAAAAAAAAAGUGCACAAUUGAACACUGAGACUUCACAAAUCUGCUGUUUUUUCUUGCGUCGACAGAGAAAUUGAGUUAUAUGCGCAUUUUAAUUGUAAUUUGAAGAUCGGACGUUGAACGUUUGGACCGGUCGAUUUGACGUCGCUGUUGAAAUCUUGAAGCCGCAAGCUUGCCAGGAAGAUUCAUUUAGUGGGCAUAUCAUUAUCACAUCUGUUUUGCUAUACCGUCUGAUAAGCACAUUUUCAAUAUCAAAGAGUUGGUUGAAGGCCAAAUUGUGAAAAAAAAUUCUUAUUUGAAGGAAGUUUUGAAGAAAAUUGCAACGAUAUUUUUGUUGUGCUCUUGUCUAUAAGAAAAAGAGAGAGAUGGCUCAGACGGCGUCGCAUCCUCCGAAUGCGAUGGGGGGAUCCUCAGCUCCUGGGGGAGUUACCCAAGGCUCAACUGGGGGACUAGGAGGUGGUGCUAAUAACAGUAACAGUGGUGCGACCGGGGUGUCUAACAACAUGGGUGCUAAUUCCAACAACAACAGCAACAACAACAGAGAGACGGGGAGGGGAGACCAAGCUAUCAUAUCUGCGGAAUCGCAACAGGAAUUGCUGCUAAACCAGAAGUAUCAGAACUUGCCGAAGAAACAUCCAAAUCUGCUUUUAAACCGAAGAACCACCAAAUCUUAUUUCGAUUCUGGCGAUUACUACAGAGCCAAACAGACGCCAAUGUCCACUAGCACAGCUGCAGUGCAGCAGCAGCAGAACAGCCAACAGAGUCAGUAUUCCCCUUCUAAUCAAAACCAGCAGCAGAAACAAGACCAAAACAGUCCUCCUCACCCAGUCAUUAAUCCAAAUAACAACAACACCACUAACCCGACAGAUGCAGUCAUAAACCCCCCUCCUCCAGCAAUUUACCUGUCCAGUGGAGAGGUAGUCGCCGGGGCACAGGGGCUAUCGGUAGUCGGGGGUGUCCCCGUUCUUAUCGAUGUUCCCGCGACGCCCGCAACAGUCGAGCUGACGAGGAAAUCGUCCGAAAGACGACAGAGUAAACUAAUACUUGAGUCAUCCACCAACUGAAGGAAAAUUUUGAGGAAAAAACGAGAGAAGAACGAAAGAGAGUUUUGAACAUUUUAAUAAUAACGAUUGAAUAAAACUUUUUGAUCCAAAUAGGUGAAAAUUUGAGUACAACAAAAACUAAACAAUGCGUACGGAACUGGUUAUGUAAAAUAUUAGCUAAAUUAAUGAUGUAGCUGUUUUGGAUAAUUUGAAAACAAGACCAUGAGCGCAGUUAACCAUCUAGUUUAAUUUGUUAGGCAGAAUAUCUCGAUUUAAAUCAUCAUAAAUAAAAGAGCAGUUAAUUUAUCUAAUUUUUGAGCCAAAUCGUGCGUAAAUUCUUAAGAUGAAAAAAAUCAAACAGCUUAAAAUAAAGACACUAAUUUGAAGAAUUUAGUGCUUACCAACAGGGGCGGAUCUAGGAUUUUCUCGAG